UGCCGCAGUUUCAUUGGAUCCAACAAGGUUGCAAGACAUGUUCUAGAGUGUAUUUGUUCGAACAGCUACGAACAGUUUAGCCAAACUCCAAACAUUUGAGAAACAGGGGUCGAUUUCCGAACUGAAGUUCUUGUAAAGGACGGAAGUUUGCCUCGAAACAGAUCGAAACAGAUUGUUCGUCGCGAGCCGCACUUCACACAGAAAACCUGAUACCAUCGAGAAAUUCAUUAAGGAGAGACACUUAUUAUGACGCCCGUCAGCAGUUUUUCAACUGUGUCCACUGAAAACUUUUCGUCCACUAUCGGUGGAAACACAAGCAGCGGUGAGGCACUACAGUCACAGUGUGUGGAAGUGAUAAAGAUCAUGCUCUAUGCAACGUGGGGUCUCUUUGGCGUUCUCGGUAACAUCCUAACGACAGUUAUUUUGUCGAAGAUCAAGGCGAAGGAAACGAGAGUAAUGGACUUCUACAUGAUUAAUAUAGCCCUAGCGGAUUUAGGAACUUUGCUGCUGGCAUUUCCAAUGACCGCGAUACGUGAGAGACUUCCGAAUGAUUGGCCAUUUGGAGAGAUUGUUUGCCUGUAUUUCCUUCCACUUACAGACAUAUUUCACGGAUCAUCAGUUUGGUUCAUUACAGCAGCUGCCAUAGAACGAUAUCAGAAAAUUGCCAGGCCUUCCAAAGUAAACACGAAACUCCCAGUAUCGUUGAAAAGAGCACAGAUCGUUGCAGUGAGCACAUGGGUUCUGUCAUUUGUCGUCUUUUCACUGCCGCUAUAUUUUGUUCUUCGCUAUACAGAGAUGCCCACUAAAGGAAGAUUUAGGUGUGGUUCAAAUUUGCCUGUAGCAGGAGCAGGCCUUGCUCUAACCAAACUUUACUUUACUUUCAUGAUCUUUGUAUCCUAUGUAAUGCCACUUUUUGUUAUAUCGGGAACAUUCAUCGCAGUGUCGCGUAAACUAAAUAAAAGCAGCAAGUUUAUUAAGGCUAUGAAUUCGCAACACGAACAAGACAGUAAAUUACUCAGCUUAAACAGUCGAAAAUUUAACCCAACAAGAAGGCAUGCCAAUCGGGUUGCUCGAAACAGACGUGCUAAAAUGAUUUUAACACCAGUUGUUGGAAUUUUUGCUGUGUUCAUACUUCCGUUGACGGUUCUUCGCCUGUGCAUCGUGUUUUGGCCACCUAUUACAGCGCAAACAUUUUACAACGACUUGCUGUUUGCGGUUUCAGUUGGGGUUAUAAUCAACUCGUCUGCAAACCCGAUUAUAUAUUCGGUGGUUAGGAAUGAUUUCCGCCGACAAAUGAUUCGAUUACUUUGCUGGAAGAGAAGAUCCUCACGGGGGCCAAAAGCAUAAUCGAGCCUUUUUUUCUGCAAAAUUGGGUCCCAAUCGGAUUUCGCGUUCUUGAAUUGAUAAGACAAAAUCCUCGUUGAAUUCGAAGAUGUUGCAAAUAUAAUAUAUUUCAUAGCCUUCAGGUUCAAACUUGUUUACUCUUUUCGAUUACCGUUGUUUAUUGAGUGUAUUUUGUCAAAAGGCUAGUACAGUUGUUUUUUAUGGCAUUCGUUGUAGGCCGAAAACCAGGAUUUAGCAGAACUCUUUCAUAUUUGCAAACUAA
Stylophora pistillata is the source of this 1606-nucleotide messenger RNA. Its product is annotated as somatostatin receptor type 3-like. The record is from RefSeq and is a predicted model, not a curated record. NCBI's taxonomy places the organism in Eukaryota, Metazoa, Cnidaria, Anthozoa, Scleractinia, Pocilloporidae.